Molecule: messenger RNA, 6738 nt
Organism: Amoebophrya sp. A120
Lineage: Eukaryota; Dinophyceae; Syndiniales; Amoebophryaceae
Source: the annotation of a GenBank genome assembly
CCGUAACCGAAGGCAAGAUGGACGAGCGCUUGAUCUUUUCAGAGAAAACAAGCCGCUUUCACACGGCGGUGAAAGGGCUGGCGUUUGCAUUCAAAGAGUCCUUUGUAAAAGGCCGGGACCGCCAGCGUGUCAACCACUUCCAUCCCUUCCUCGUACAAGUUCGGAAAGUCAUACACACGCGCCGACGGGAGGUGCACCAUUUUCAGCUCGGGCUGGAGUUUGCGCGGUUUCUGUACCACACGAUCCUGAAAAUAUUCGUGGACAAGGUGGUGCAAAACCCCUUGUUCAUCGACUUACUGGAAGCCGCUCGACACUUGCACCAAUUGGGGACGGGAAGGUUGUACGGGCUUCACAAGGCAUGGGAGAAAAACAGACGUAUAGUGGUCUUUUUGAGCAGUCUUAACUAAGUAGUAAUUGUGAAACGCGUCAGCACAAGGACGGAGUAUUCUAUUGUGCUGUUAUUUUUGGUGGGGAUGAAAUAAGAGACCUUGAAAAUUGGCCCCAUGAAUAUCUAAACUUAUAUUCAAGAAAGAAAACAUCAUUAUCAACAGUUGCAAUCGAGCCCGACAUCACCGGGAAGACGCAGCGGCGGCUGGUCGGCAAGCUCGGGAACGAGCUGUAUAUCUUGACGCUGUUUGCAAAGUACCUGGAGGAUCGGUUGGACUCCCGGUUGCGCGACAUCGGGGAGGGUUCCUUGACGAAACCCGGGCAGAUUCAAGAGAUUCACGAGGAGACGGACGCGGUACUGUACGCAAACUUUUUUGAGGACGCGGCCGGGUUUCUCGGGGGCGCGUUCACGGCCUUUCGCGAGGAUGUCAUUCUGCACACCCGGAAUUACUACCACGAUGAGCGGCUGCGGUUCGGCGACGAGGAGCUGGACCUGCUGGAGGAGCAAAUCGGCAUUUGCGUCGAAAUGUUGUUCGCGUUUGAGAAGACCAUGCGCUUCGUGUCUCUGCGCCGCCCCGUGCUGCGUUCCACGGUGCUGGUGUGCAUGGAACUGAAGAAAGAUUUUUUCCUGGAAAGGAAGAACGACGGCUACUCUCUUGACCACUUCGCCACGCUGCAGCCGGUGUGGACCGCGUUUGUGGCAGAUUUGUUGCAGGCGCAUUUGCAGGGGAAUGAGGGACACGACUCGCGCCAGAAGACGUUGAUCCACGUGGAAAAACUAGUUCUGGAGUUCAAGGAAGCGACCGCACGGGUAGCGUUGGUGCUUGCCAGAACCGUGACGGAUCCGUUGAUUAUGGCGCGGGUCCUAGCUGCGUAUCGCAAGCACAAGAUGAAGCCGAUGAGUCCCGGCGCGCCGGGCAGGGACCCGCUCCGCGUGACGCAUUUGCUAGAUUUGCUGUUAACGCAGAUCGAUGUGUCCACCUGUCUCGCGCUCGAUUUCAUGCUGCAGUCCUUCAUCGUUCUGGUCCGAGCGGUGUGCUUGGGGCAAGAUCCGAACUUCCGCUUCCUGCUCCAUUUCGACGUGUCUAAUUUCGUGGCCACGGCCUUCGACACGCCGGUGCCGAAGCGGGCCAAGAGCGGACGAGAGCCACGGUCCAGUAUUGGCAACGAUCGACUCCGCGCCUCCGCGUACGCACAGGGGCGAACGUUUGGUCUCGGGCCGCACAACGACGGGCUGGAGCAGUUUAUUCAGACCGGGCCUGGCGUUGUCGCCGGAGCGGUCAAGUGGGCCUGCGAGGAGCGGGCGGACGCGGGCGUGUUCGCAACCAAGGAGAAUUUGACCCGCGCAGCGUACGACAUUGUCGACGAGCGGUUUCGGCCGCGGAUCGACAAGCCGACGAACGCGAAUUACGGAUAUCCCCCGGACGCGAUCCUGACCAACGCCUACUACGACAACCAGCGGCUGUGGCGAAUCAGUAAGCAGGACAAGCUGCGGAUGAUAGACGACAAAGCGCUUCUUGAGGACUACUUUUGGGGUCUGUUCAACGGAUUCGAAAAGAAAAUUUUCCAAAUAUUCGAGGACUACUUUUACAAAAAGCUGUCCGAGUUCCAGAUGUACUGCCGCGGCAUGGAAAAGGUGUCCGAGUUCCCCACCGGGUUCCUCUGCGGCGUCGACGACCGCAUUUUCUACAAGGGAAUCGAGUUCGACGCGAAGAAAAAGGUGUACCGCGAGGGCCUGGAGGUGGAUCUGGACGAGUACGGCCGGAAGCGUGGCACCGGCACGGGGAGAUCCAAGAAAAAAAAGCGGUCCACCAUCUCCGCGUCGGGCGUCACCGAGAGUGGGGAGACCGAGGCCGCCUCGUCGUCCGCUGCCUCGACGGAGGAGGCCUCCGACGAGAAAGACGUCAGCGGCGUGGACGAAGACCAGUCCGGCGUGAGCGGGGCGAAUGAGAGUGCCGCAGAUCAAAGCGGCGUGUCGGGGCAAAGCGAUGAGCAGUCCGGGGUAUCGGGGGCGUCCGGCGUGUCGGGAGCGUCCGAAGUUUCGGGAGCAUCCGGCGUGUCAGGGGCGUCCGGCGUGUCGGGCCAGGACGACGAUUCCGACGUCUCCGGAUCAGGCGGCAGUAGCGUGAUUGCCUCGGACCUGAGCGGCGGCAGCGAAAUCCGUCCCACGGAACCCAUGAUCGCGCAACCACCGCGGGGCGUCGCGUCCGGCGUCUCCGGCGUGUCCGCCAGGGACGGCGAGAGCGAAAUUCGCCCGACCGAGCCGAUGAUCGCGGCGCCCGGCGCAGUCCCUUCGAACGUUGGCCCCGGCAUCACGUCGUCCGCGAUCGGCGGUGGCGACACCACCAGCAGUGAUGAUGACGACGAUGCUACGACCGAAAGUAGCACGGACAAGAGCGGCGCAGCUGGUGGCGGUGGGGCCAAGGACGACGAUGAUGACGACGACGACGAUGAUGAUGACGACGAUGAUGAUGAUGAUGAUGAUGAUGACAGUGAUGCUGAUGACAGCGAUGAUAGCGAGGAAGCGAAGAGUGGGGCGAGCGACAUGCGGCCAACCGAGCAGGGGACCGUGCCCCGGCCAUCCGCUUUUGGUUACCCAGAGCCAGACUCUUUCUUCAAUUGGACGAAAUCCGAAUCUUCCUCCAAACCCGGUAGGAUCGGGCGUGUCGCACCAAAACCCAUUUUGAAAGUUGCAACCGUCGAAAAUGACCACGGAUUCCUCCGGAUACCUGAGGAGCCAUCACCAAAAGCAAAGAGAAAACCAAAAAAAGAGCGAAGUGAAUCGUCCCAGAAGAUCAAGGCGCUGCCAAGUAGUCCAGCGCGGGAAGAACUACAAAAACGGGCUUCAACAUCGAAGCGAACGACAAGUAAAACCUUGGAGGCUGUGAUAGAGGGAACAUCGUUCGGCUUGCUGCAUGUGAUAUCCGACGCCAUGGCGAAGGAAGUAAGGAAAUUCGGUGAUUCUGAUGAUGAUUCGCCGUCCAAGAAAAAAAGCAAAAAGUCGAAGAAGCGAAAAUCUUCGACAGAAUUGAAAAGCACACCUUCUCGGCGGGAGAAAAAACGAAAGUCUUCUACUGAGAAGACCACCACGCCCACUUCUAUGGAUAAAAAGAAGAGAAAGAAAAGUUCGCCGAGUAAAAAAGACACAACAGCGCCAAACCCGUUCCUCUACUACUCCGAUGUGGUGAAAAAGGACCUGGCCGCGAUGGUGCGUGGGAAGGGGAAGAGGAAGAGCAAACUGAAGGAUCACGCAAAGGACCGGCGGAGAAAAAGCAAAGGCAGCAGCCAACAGCACACAUCGUUCCUCUUUUUUGACGACAAGGAGGACUUUUUGAUGAUCCGCGAGCAGGAGGAUUUUGAAGACCAUCAGUUCGAACUGGCGGAUCGCUACAGUAAUGCGGUGGAAGCCGCGGUGAUCGCGAUUAAGAGACGGAGUAACAAGAAUGUGGACCAGUUUUGGGACGGGCAAGAACCCGCUUGGGACGAGGUGAUCGACGCGCGCUACGACGGGGACCCCAUUAUGAAGAAGAUCCAGGGCUUCAAGCAGGACGGCUCGGCGAAGAAGGAAGCCGUGAUCAAGAAGAAAAAGCUGAUCGAGUUCGACCUGGACGACGUCAAGGGCCACCGGGGGCACUUUUUCAAGUCGGACCACGGGCCGGACCACCACGCGGCGGACAUGCGCAAGGAGUUUUUGUUGAAGCUCCGCGACGGGAAUCUGACCAACCCGUUGCGGCAGUUCCACCCCGACGCAGGGCGGCGACGGAACGACCAGGCCCGGAAAAUUUUGGAGAUGAUCGGCGUGAAGGACCGGGAAGUGAUCAUGCCGGCGGCACCCCCGGAAUUAAUCAAGGAGGAGGUGGUGUCCAAACUGGCGGAAAUGAUGCUCCGCGAUUUGGUGCCGAUCAUGGCAUACGAGGACGCGGGGACGCGCAAGGCGCCGAAGGGACGGGAGGAUAUCCAACUCGUGCAGGGGGUGGGCGCGAUCUUGCACUUUCGCGAUUUGCUGGACUUCGGCACGUCGCUGGGGACGAUCAUUCUCUACGUCUACCAAACGUUCGGCGUGUUCGAGCUGGAAGUGUCCGCGGACGAUUUUCGGGACCUGUUAGACAUCGAGGAACUGAUCGUGGGGCACAUCCAGGCCGCGUACGUCACCGUGAUGAGCGGAAUUUUGGAACGGUGUCAGGAAAUGCGGGAUCCGGACUCGCGGUCACGGGGCUUGAAGAUCACGUUUUACUACGUCUUGUCGCUCGUGGCACGGAUAUUAGAGGAUCUGAAACUCUCCAAAGCCAUCGCGCUCGGGGGGUACUUCAGUCGGCAAAUCGUGAAACGGUUCAACAACCAGCAGAAACCGAAGGACUUCAAGCGCCAAUUCGAGCUUCCACCGAGCACCGAGGCGUUGUUUCGCUGGUUUUUGCUCACGUGGCGGAAAAGCCCGCCCAUUGCGGGGAUGCACGCGCCGAUCGUGCAGCUGUUGGCGCGACAGGUCGUGCAGGCGACCGCGGAACUCGCGACGAAGGCAGAACAAUUCGUGGACGCGGCGCCUGCUGUCGGGGAAAAAGGUUUUUCGGUUUGUUUUGGUUGUUGUUUCCAUAGUUUUUGUUCUUGCAAAUUCCAAAAUCACAGACUGCUAGAGUAGGCACUGGGUUCGCUUCUCUGCUGCGUCGGACGUCCUUUUUCGUGCCUAAAAUUACAACAAAACUACACUCAGGUAUGAGCGCCCCGGGUAUGGAGCAGGCGAUUUCGUACUCGGUUCACCACUUCGACCACCAGCACGUGCUGGAAUACUGCGAGGACUACCUGCUGCUCCUGUGCGACUUCUGUCACUUCAUGGUGUCCGAGAAGCCGGGUCACUUUCCGCUGCAACAACGGCAGCAGCUGGUCGACAGCCUGUUUCACAUUAGCCACCAAGUCAUCGAGAUUUUCAUGGAGUGUUUCCAGGCCCAGCGCCGGUCGAUGAUGGUCGCAGACCUGACCGAACUCCUCUUCGAGGCCGGCCAAGCCUGCAGCGUCGCGGGCGCCGUCAGCUGGAUCCGACGCGACAUUGCGCACCUGUUUUCCACCGAGCACUUCCCCGAAAUGGCGGUCCGGUGCGUCACCCCGCGGGCGCGGUACCUGUACCACCAGGUCGGCCGGGUGGCGCAGUAUCUGAACAACGGCCGGGAGUACAUCAACAAAUCGAUCUCCUGGCAAAAGGUCGCGACCGACUUCGAGAUGGCGGUGUACGAGGCCGUGGCGAUGCUGUUUUCCGUCGCGGAAACCGCGCCUUCGCUGGAGAUGUUCCCACUAGCGUUUGAGGUUGCCGCGUUGGAGAUUGCGGACGUAGUGGUGCCGGAAUUUCGGAAGAUGUACGAGGCGAAAUUCGUCCCCAAUGGGUACACGUUGGGCCAGUUCGUCUACGCCAUUCACGAACUGAUGCGGAAGGACAUCCGGUUACUCGACUACAAGACCGCGCGGUUAGACCGGUUGCACCGGCUGUUCUUGGAUGAGGUAAAAUCCUCCCUGGAAAAUCUAACGGAGCUAAUCGUGACGUUGAUGGAGGAGUCGCAUUUGAGGAUUUUCCUCAACUUCAUCAUGAACCAGCCGGAGGACGACGAAGAAGGCGAAUACUUGGCCAAUGUCGACCUCGUCCCGCUCAUCUUCCCGAUCCGGGGCGUGAUCGAGGAAGUCUGCCACCAGGCGGGGCUGGCGCCGCAGAUGAAGCAUGCGCUGCUGCACAAGUACUGUGCGUACGUGUGCUACUUUCUGAAAAAAUUCAUGGACCGGAAGCCCGACCUCCCGAAGUUCAAGUCGCAGAUGAUGCUGCGGGGGCUCAAAAUUCUCAUAUCGCGGCUCGGCCAGGAGUGCUACCCUGACCAUGCACAGAUUCGCAUCCGGCCGUCGACGGAGUACGUGCACGCGUGCAGGUUGCAGCUCUACGAGGAGGCAGCGGCUUUACGGGAAUCCUUUUACGCGAGGAUACGGAAGGAGGACCAAUUCCUCGUGCCGGGGUACAGUCAGGAACUCUUCCAAGAAGCGUUGUGUUUUCUGUAUCCGGAAAAUCUGCUGCGAUGAGGGGGAAGAAGCUGGUGGAGCCGGACGAGAUAUCAACUCUAAAUGUAUGAUGUACAACUUCUAUCCUACAAUGGAACCUUUUCAAUUUCAACUGAAUGCACAAGGAAGACUGUCACAGACUGCCCAAUACCGGGCGUCAGUGAAUGUUUCUAUCUGGUCAAGUAGUACUGUCAGGCGAUAAGACGAUCUGUUUCGACUGCUUUAUAGAACAGCAUCAAAAACUGUAGAAUGAAUCCGAAAACGAACAAGAGAAACGUUUUGCAGGUGAUAGAUGUAUGAAACUGUGAAGCAGAAAGAGAU